UAUCCGAUGAUCUGCCGACGACGCAACGAAAUUCGGUUCAUACCGUUAUUUGCACUCAUGUUACUGCUAGGCUGAAGUCAAUUCUAUUAAGCCUGCCGAACGAGAACUCGUGGUGGAUGUGAGGAUGUCCUCAACACAUACCAGCCUAGACGCUGCAGCGGUCGACCGUAAGACCCGUCUUGCGGAACUUGCCUCUCUCAAGCGCAAACAGCCCGGCUCCGAUGUGACUGCGCCAAAUGUACAAGAGGAAGAACAGCAAACUGAAGAGGCAACCUCUACAAAUAAAUAUCUGUCGGGACGAAACUAUGACACCGCAAACAAGAACGCGAAACUCGGCUUUGAAAGUGUCCCCAUCGCCGAUGCUGAGACUUUGGAACAACAGGCUGAACGUAUUGCGGCAGAAGCCGCUGAACAAGCAGCCAAGGACGAGGCAGAGGCAGAGAAAGGGAUCGACUUAUUCAAGUUGCAGCCCAAGAAGCCGAACUGGGACUUGAAGAGAGACCUGGCGGAGAAGAUGAAGAUACUAGACGUCCGGACUCAGAACGCCAUCGCUAGACUAGUGAGAGAGCGAAUAGAGAACGCAAAGAAGGACGCAGUCAAUUCAGGCAAGGCACCUCAAGCGAGUCAAAAUGGUGAUCAAGGGGAAGAGGUCGGCAUGGAGGGCAGUACACUGGUCGAAGGUAUUCAUCUUCGGGAGCAAGAGGAGGAGAGAGAAGCUCAACUGGAAGAGGAAGAGGCCGACAUCUCAUGAGACGACUUGCAUGUGAGAACUUAUCUCGACCCAAAGCAGUUCAAAUGCAUGCCAUGUACCCCAAUUUCGACUGUCACGCUUGUUGCCACGAUCAGUGAGCAUCGUGAAAUGCAUUUGCUACCGAGGGGAAAAUCUCAUUGAUGAAGUACGGGCCUGUGGCAUGCAGCACCUGUCUUCACCAAGGCGAGCGUCGCAACUGCUACCGAUCUGAAAGGACUCGAUCCGAUCUAGGCUGCUAUGUCUUCCUCGUCCUGCAAUGUGAGAAGCAUGGCUGCAGAAAAUCAGUCGCACAGUCUCCUCACAUUCAGAGAACGGCUCUGGAAGCAAAAGAGCGUCGACAAGUCUUGCAGC
Exophiala viscosa is the source of this 1102-nucleotide messenger RNA. Its product is annotated as cwf18 pre-mRNA splicing factor-domain-containing protein. Gene Ontology annotation, cellular component: U2-type spliceosomal complex; post-mRNA release spliceosomal complex. Bases 125 to 751 code for a protein of 208 amino acids. The transcript has a single exon. NCBI's taxonomy places the organism in Eukaryota, Fungi, Ascomycota, Eurotiomycetes, Chaetothyriales, Herpotrichiellaceae. The record is from RefSeq and is a predicted model, not a curated record.